AGAUCGCAGACCUGCUGAUCGUUGACAUCAUGACGGCGGAGUUCAGUAACCUGACGUCGCUCAUGAACAACAUGAGCGAGUUUUCCAACCACACGGUGAGAUGCUCGUUAACCAAGACCGGCUUUCAGUUUUACUAUCUCCCCAUCGUCUACAUCAUCGUGUUCAUCGCAGGCUUUAUCGGGAACAGCUUGGCCAUAUGGAUGUUCGUGUGCCACAUGAGGCCCUGGAGCAGCAUCUCCGUCUACAUGUUCAACCUGGCGCUGGCGGAUUUUUGUUACGUGCUCUCGCUUCCAUUCCUCAUCUUCUACUACUUCAACAAAACAGACUGGAUUUUCGGAGACGUCUUAUGCAGACUGCAGAGGUUCAUCUUCCACGUGAAUCUCUACGGAAGCAUCCUGUUCCUCACGUGCAUCAGCGUGCACAGAUACUCCGGCGUCGUGCAUCCGCUCAAAUCGCUCGGGAGGCUGAAAAAGAAGAACGCCGUUCGCACCGUCGCGUUCGUUUGGUUCAUAGUCGUGGUCGGCAUCUCUCCCAUCCUUUACUACUCACGAACUGGCCCUAAGAAGGGGUUAACGACGUGCUACGACACCACGACCGAAGACGAGCUGCCUGGAUACUUCAUUUACAGCAUGUGCAUGACGGUGUUCGGCUUCUGCAUCCCGUUCAUCAUCAUCCUCAGCUGCUACGGCGGCAUCGUCAAAGCCCUCAUCUGCAACGACAUGGACAACGCGCCGCUGAGGAAGAAGUCGAUAUACCUGGUCAUCAUCGUGCUCACGGUGUUCGCCGUCUCCUACCUGCCCUUCCACGUCAUGAAGAACCUGAACAUGCGAGCCAGACUGUACUUCCAGAGCGCGGAUAUGUGUGCCUUCAACGACCGCGUGUACGCCAGCUACCAG
Molecule: messenger RNA, 896 nt
Organism: Sinocyclocheilus anshuiensis
Lineage: Eukaryota; Metazoa; Chordata; Actinopteri; Cypriniformes; Cyprinidae
Product: P2Y purinoceptor 1-like
Exons: 1
Biological process (GO): platelet activation; phospholipase C-activating G protein-coupled receptor signaling pathway; relaxation of muscle
Cellular component (GO): plasma membrane
Molecular function (GO): G protein-coupled ADP receptor activity; A1 adenosine receptor binding; ATP binding
Source: RefSeq, a predicted model, not a curated record